Messenger RNA from Sabethes cyaneus, 743 nucleotides. RefSeq lists its product as uncharacterized. NCBI's taxonomy places the organism in Eukaryota, Metazoa, Arthropoda, Insecta, Diptera, Culicidae. The coding region runs from base 12 to 476 and encodes 154 amino acids. The transcript is spliced from 6 exons. The record is from RefSeq and is a predicted model, not a curated record.
AACAUGGCAGAAUGAUGACGUUCGUUUUUAAUAAUUGGAUCAACCGCCGUCAAUUGACAGCUGUCUGUUUCACUGACGAAAACCAGAUCCAAAUAUCUGUUGUUUUGAUUCGGAAGAUCACAAACUUGAUAUAUGCCGGCUGUCAAGAGUGCGUGAAUAAUCGUGGACUCAGAUUCCGAACUAUGUUCAGAUUAAAAUCUCCAAGCACGACAAGUGAAUCAUCUUUCGUAACGGAUUUGCUGGUUUCGAUUACAAAGGAGCUACUGCAUAUUCUUCUGCUCGAAAACGAGAGUGAACGGCAAUCAGCACUCCGCCGCCCGACAGCUUCGAACUAUUCGUUUGGUUUCUAUCGCAGCGAAACACAUCAAAACAGGACGGGAACAGCAUACUGCUGGGAAUAUUUUCAUCGAGGCAUCUGCUGGGUACGUGAUAACACUUCAUUUCUGCUAAUGGGAGUGGUGCGGGAGACAAUUUAAAGGCGUACGGGAAGAUCUGUGUUCGAGAUUGUGUUCGGUUUGCGGAUUACAAUUCGGAUUGAUCAUUGUCUUGGUUGCAUGCUGGCAAGCGGUGUGAGAAAUCUAUCUCGAUCGGACUCCUCUGCAGUGUCCGUUCGAAAUGGUUGUGUAUCAGCAUUAUUUAUAAACUCACGGAAAUAAAUGCCUUUUUGCCAGCUCGAGGGCUGUAACGCUUUUUCUUUGAAACGCAUAUCUAUUCCCACCUUGAAAGACACAAAUGUCAUUCGG